This is a messenger RNA of Penicillium diatomitis, 2220 nucleotides long. Its product is annotated as dynamin family protein. The transcript has 4 exons. The record is from RefSeq and is a predicted model, not a curated record. Lineage: Eukaryota; Fungi; Ascomycota; Eurotiomycetes; Eurotiales; Aspergillaceae. The coding region runs from base 1 to 2220 and encodes 739 amino acids. Gene Ontology annotation, cellular component: membrane; microtubule; cytoplasm. Gene Ontology annotation, molecular function: microtubule binding; GTP binding; GTPase activity.
AUGACGGUUAAGCAGGAAGCUCAAGUGCCAGCCAGUAUGAUGCUGGCUGACCCUUCUCGGCUUGAAAUAAUUGACAAAUUAUUCGCUUGCAAUGUGGGAGAAUAUAUCAAUCUACCACAGCUGGUCGUUGUUGGAGAUCAAUCCAGCGGCAAAAGCUCCGUUCUAGAGGGCCUGACAAAAUUAAAAUUUCCUCGAAACAGCGGCUUGUGUACCCGAUUCGCGACACAGAUCAUUUUCCGGAGGGAUCCGAGCUUAAAAAUACGGAAACUCACCGGCUCCAUCAUCUCUGCGGCUCAUGACGACCAGAAGGAAAAUGCAAGUUGGAGUAUAUCCAAUAUUGAAGCACUGGAUGAGAAGGAAUUCAAGAGCAUGAUGGCGGAGGUUAGUCCAUCUAGCGAUGGGCCUAUCAACGUCAAUGGGAGACAACCUGCCUACGUUUUCUCGAGAUGUUCUUCGAUUGGACUUCAUGGACCCCAUGAAAAUCAUCUCAGUGUGAUUGAUGUUCCAGGGAUUUUCAAAACUACAACACCUGGCUUAACUUCCAAGUCAGACAUCACCCUUGUGAGGGAUAUGGUACUCAACUACAUGCGAAACCCACGAUCAAUAAUCCUCGGCGUUGUACCAGCAAAUGUGGACAUUGCCACGCAGGAGAUUAUUGAAAUCUCUAGAGAAUUGGACCCCGACGGAACGAGAACCCUGGGGAUCCUUACAAAACCAGACCUCGUGGACAAAGGAGCAGAGGAAAAGGUUAUCGAACUUGUCGAAGAGAACCAGUGGUCUCAAGGAUUAGGCUGGGUGGUCGUAAGAAACUUGGGCCAGAAGGACCUUCAGGACCCAUCAAAGAACCGUGACGUUGAAGAGGAGAUCUUUCGCGUUUCACCUCCUUGGAAUCGCCUCUCAAGUGAUAACUAUGGCAUCAAUGCCCUGGGAACACGACUGCAAGCGCUUUUGGCUUCGAACGUGCGGCGGGUAUUUCCAUCGGUUCGAUCCGAAGUUUCGAAACGUCUUAAAGAAUGUAAACGGGCACUUGAAAGCCUUGGAGAAGAGCGCGGAUCCCCUGAGCAACAAAGCAAAUUUUUGCUCGAAAUUGUGUCAAAAUUUCAGCGUAUCACUGAGGAUGCUCUUCAUACAAACUACGGAGCACAAGACGCCUUCGAUGAAGAACCCGAUUUACGGUUGGCAACCAAGUGUGCUAAUCGCAAUGCUCAGUUCUCUGACGACUUUUCCGCUUAUGGUCAUGUAUACGGAUUCAAAUCGCAUGAGCAUGACGACGACUCUGAAAUCAGAUCAACAGCCAAGAAAACUUCCCCGACGAGCUCUGUCCGCGUGAACAUUUUCGGCGUGGAUAGUGACGGGGAAAAAGAAGAAAAGGAGCGAAAGUCGAUCCCGAGCAGGAAGCUGAAUGGUUGUGACGAUAUACAGGACAUUCUACACGAUUGUGUCCAAAUCCAGGAUGCCAUGGCGCAAGGAAUUCUUCCUUGGAUUGAAAACCUCUACACGGAGUCUCGUGGGUUCGAGUUGGGAACAUUCAAUUCGUCCAUACUUUCAAGCGUGCUGAAGAAACAAUCUGCGAAAUGGCCGCCUCUGGCAGAGGGCUACAUUUGCGAUGUCAUAUCCAUCGUUCACACCUUUACGACGAAGGCGUUGAACAUAUCCUGCGGAGAUCAGAGACUAGGUCAAAAUAUCCUCUCAGUUCUGAUGGACGAUCUCAUCGAAAAAUAUCGACAAGCCCUUGCGAUGACGGAGUUUCUCCUUCGAAUUGAAAGGGACGGAACACCGAUGACCCAGAAUCAUUAUUUGAAUAGCAAUUUGCAGAAAUGUCGUCAGCAACGCAUCACGUCUGAAGUAACGGAGUCAUCUUUUUGCGUAAAAUACGAUGACGGCUCAAGUGGAAAUUGUGUUCGAGUCUCUGAUCUCACUCGAAUCCACCACAUGAGUAACUUGCAACAAACAGUGCAAGAUAUCCACGAUAUCUUGAAGUCGUACUACAAAGUUGCCAGAAAAAGGUUCGUUGACAAUCUUUGCAAGCAAGCAGCGGAUUACCAUUUGGUUAGCGGGCCUGCCGCGCCGAUGAAAUUGUUCUCCCCUUCAUGGGUCUACAGCCUUUCACGUGAACAACUGGAGCAAAUUGCUGGGGAGGAAGCAAUUGUCCGGAGGAAGCGUCACCAGUUACAAAAACAGCUUAAGGAGCUCGAGACUGGCAGAAAAAUUCUACUCUAG